AUUGAUAAUAUUUUAGCUAUCACAACAUCAAAACUACCUAAAUGGCAACACUUCCAGCAGAAUCAAUUGACGAAAUUGCAGAGCAAAUUUUGGAUGAAAUAGAUGAUGAUGAACAAGGAUUCUUCCAAAUCUGGUUCAAACAUUUGAGAAAAAUGACUAUAGAGAAGAUAAUAAAAGGUUUUAUGGGUGGAAUCGGAGUCUUCGUAGGCUCUCUCUUCUGCCACCACUACGUGCUUCCCCAUCUAGGUUUGCAGUUCUAUUCGCUGUUUCUAGUGAGGCUGCACAAAGUUUAAUAAUGAUAAUUGUUUCACAAAGAGUUAGACAAUGGAGUAGAAAUAGUUGGAGUUUU
Moneuplotes crassus is the source of this 349-nucleotide messenger RNA. The record is from the annotation of a GenBank genome assembly. Lineage: Eukaryota; Ciliophora; Spirotrichea; Euplotida; Euplotidae.